This is a messenger RNA of Chiroxiphia lanceolata (lance-tailed manakin), 439 nucleotides long. RefSeq names its product neugrin, neurite outgrowth associated (gene NGRN). Gene Ontology annotation, molecular function: DNA-binding transcription factor activity; sequence-specific DNA binding. Gene Ontology annotation, cellular component: nucleus. Bases 39 to 422 code for a protein of 127 amino acids. Gene Ontology annotation, biological process: regulation of DNA-templated transcription. NCBI's taxonomy places the organism in Eukaryota, Metazoa, Chordata, Aves, Passeriformes, Pipridae. The record is from RefSeq and is a predicted model, not a curated record. The transcript has 2 exons.
CCGCCCCCCGCCGGCCCCGCCCGUUCCCGUUGCCGGUCAUGGCGGCGCUGCUGCGGCCCGGGCUGCGGGCGGCCGCGCUCCUCGCCAGGACCCCGCGGCGGGCGGCGGCGGCGUGGCCCGGGGACCCGGAGCCGCCGGACCCGGCGCUGGAGGAGGCGGAGAGGUUCCUGCGGCAGGAGCUGCCCGAAGAGUGGCCGCUGGAGCGCCUGGCCCAGGGGUUCGGCGUCAGCACCGACGUGGUGCGGCGGGUGCUGCGGAGCCGUGGCUGCCCUUCGCCGCGCCGCCGCCUGCGGCAGGACCGGCGGGCGCUGAGCGCCGUCGCGGCGGCACCGGGGCACGAGCGCGAGGUGCGCGCCCCCGACGGGACGCUGCUGUACCGACUGCCGCGGGGCUGGGGCGGGCCGGGGCCCGGCGCGCAAUAAACGGUGUUGGGACCCGC